AUGGGAUCUAAAUUGAGUAUUGAUAAACAUGUUUCAAAUUUGGAGGACAUUUUGGAACUUAAUACAAAAUUAUUGGAGAAGAUUAAAUUCGAUAGUAACAUUCCUGAAAGCAUAACCUAACACUUAAAAAUUUGGAAAUUUUAAGAGGAAAAGCACCCAUUAAAGAAAGUUAGAUCUGAACCCAUCAAUUUAAGUGCCAUCUAAACAAGCGGUUUUAAUUUUCUUUCAACCGAAUGCUAUCUCGUAUUGUUGAUAUACAAAAAGGCUUAAGAAGAGUACAAUCAAUUUACAAACUUUCCCCAUCAAAUGUGGGGCGUCGUUGAAUCCUAUUCUAAUUUAACUCCCAGGGGAUUAGAAGAACCAGUGGCAGCAUCAGAAAGUCAUCUUGAAUCAUUUUUAUUACCCCAAAGAUAAUAAAACCCAUCAACAUCAAAUAUUUACGAGUACAUGAUUUUUGUAUGGAAUGGAAAAACAGCAAAUCCCUUAAUUAAAGCAUCAGCCUUAUCAAAUGCUUUUGAAUUGGAAAACUUAUUAAAUAGAGGAAAGGAUCCAUUACUUGAAAUCCUCUUUAGUGGUGGCAUAAUUAAAAAUAAAAAGUUGUCCAAAGGAUCCAUCCUGACAUUACAAAGUAGUGCCUAAACUUCAUCAACGACCAACAUUGAAACAGAAAAUUAAGUUAGAGAAACAGUAAGAAAGAAUUCCUCCAAAUUGGCAGAUUUUCUAGCAAAAAAAUAAAAUACAUAGGCAUAUGCUUAAUAAUUUAUUCAUGUUGAUUUGAAAGAUGAACAAAUUUAAAAUUCAAAACACCCAACAAAGUUAAUUCAAAAACCUAAAUUGAAUCUCAGAGAAUCAUUGACUAGUAGAGAUGCCUAACCAAAAGAUCCAUUCAAGGAAUUAGCAUUUCCUAGAAGAAAUUCAAAUGAAGUUAACAAUAAAAUACAUGAGAUUUCAGAUGAAGAUUCUCCUUCUAUGUCUAAAGAAAGCCCAAAACCAAUAUCCAGCCGUUCCAGAGAAAAUAACAGGUAUGAAGACAUAAGUCCAUAACAAUAACCAGUCACUAAUACUAAUAAUGCAUUCUAAUUUAAUUUACCUGCGCAAAUAAAAAGCAAAGUUCCUGCACUUAAUAUUCCUAAACUAGAUUUGAAUUGCAAAACUCAUUCCCAAGAAGUCAGCAUUGGAGUACCAUUGGUAGAAGGCGUUGAGUGCAAUGAAAAUGAAAAAGUCAAACCAAUGAAAUUACCACUAGCAAGUCUGAAAUUAUAACGAGAUGAUACGACUUAUUAGGAUAUUGAAUAAGAGGAUUCAAAUGGAUUCAAUUUUGAUAUCAGAGAUACAGAUAGGAAAAAGUUAAAAAUUUAACAUUUUGCAGAGCAAUGCUCAUCUGUAAUUCCUAAUUUCCUUUAUGUUGGAGGUGAAUAAAUAGCUUAUAAUAAGGAGGUCUUAAAAUAAAUUGGAGUCACUCAUGUAGUCAAUUGUGCUGGAGAUGUAUGUAAAAAUAAGUUCCCCGAUGAUUUCUUUUAUUAGACUUAUUAUCUUAAAGAUUCAAAGACAGAAAAUAUUGAAUGUAUAUUCUAUGAAGUUAUUGCCAUCAUUGAAAAUGCCAAAAAGAAUAAUGGAAAAGUGUUGAUUCAUUGUGUCUAAGGCGUAUCAAGAUCUGUGUCACUUUGCAUAGCUUAUUUAAUCAUAUCUUAAUAAAUUACCUAUUCUCAAGCAUUUGAUAUUAUUAAGAAAAACAGGGGUGUAGCAUCCCCUAAUAUGGGAUUUACAGUCUAAUUGUUGUUAUUUUAAAAGAGAUUAUAAGCUUCGUAUGAUAGUAUACCUAUCGCUCCAAGAGUGUUUGCAGUUGGCAGAGGAGGUGAGUGGACCUUAAAAAUGCUUAUGGAUUAAUUAUAUUCUGGUAAGGUUUUAAGAACAUUUGAUAGCAGAGGUGUUUUUCUAGUACUUUCAGAACAUGAUUUGUAUUUAUGGAUUGGUCCAGAAUGCAACAAAUCAGAGAAAUUCAUUCAAUAUGCCCUUGAUUAUACUAAAUUUUUGAAGUAAUUUGAAAAGGCCCCAAAUAUAUAACCUAUAUUGAUGGAUGCUGAAAAAUGA
This is a messenger RNA of Paramecium tetraurelia, 2091 nucleotides long. RefSeq lists its product as uncharacterized. The record is from RefSeq and is a predicted model, not a curated record. The transcript has 6 exons. Gene Ontology annotation, molecular function: protein tyrosine/serine/threonine phosphatase activity. Gene Ontology annotation, biological process: protein dephosphorylation. NCBI's taxonomy places the organism in Eukaryota, Ciliophora, Oligohymenophorea, Peniculida, Parameciidae.